CUCAUUGUAAUUACUUAUUUUAGAAAGACUUCUCAUUCUACAAAAGAGAAUGUCAAAAACAGAAAUGCAAUCAUCAAAGAGUUUUGUCCUCCCUUACAUAAAGAGUGCGCGAUUUUGGCCAAUGGCAAGGAACGUAAUUUACGUUCUCGAUGGGAUUGGUUGCUUGAAGGGUUUACACCCACAAAUCAAUACUAUAUUCACUGGAUAACGGUAAGCGAAAAUGUUGUCUAGGGAAUAUUAACCAUAAGAAAUACAAUCCCUUCAUCAUACCAUGUUAAUUUAAAGUAUGUCGUGGUAUUCUCGCCUUUAAUGUCAAUAACGAUUGUGACUACAUCAGCAUGUCUUACACAUUUUGCGUAGAGUGGUGAUAUUAUAAAUUGAGAAUCCCCAGGGAUACGUUCACAGUCAAUGUAAUUCUGUUAUUAAGGAUAUAUUGAAAUCCUAAUUUUAUUUGUGAAAAGCGGUUAAAACAGUGAAACGGGACAUGAGUAGCCGCGGUCAGUUACCAGACUCGUCUUCUUCACCUCCUAUCAAUAUGCAAUUUGGGGGCUACAGUGCUGGAGAACUUUCAGAAGAAGAAGUGUCAGAUCUACCGAGCUGUGCUUUUGCGUCUCGUCAAACUUCUAGCUCCAAUCUGCAACAUCAUUACCUAACAACUCUACAUCACAAUUCAGACAAUAAUCAAUGCGGAGGCAGUACUUUAACAAAUUCCGACUACUACGGAACGUCUCCAUACAGAGUCCAAAGGCACGCAGCCAACAUCAGGGAACGGAAACGGAUGCUGAGGUCUGCUAUUGGACCCACCGGCAGUAUCAACUCUGCAUUCGACGAGCUGCGUAUGCAUGUUCCCACUUUUCCUUACGAGAAACGUCUCAGCAAGAUUGAUACUCUCAGAUUAGCUAUAGCCUAUAUAGCUUUGCUUAGAGAAGUUCUGACAGCUGACUGUGAUCCACUAACAUACGUAGAAAGGUGUUUAAGAGGGGAAAUUAAAGCAGACAGAGCUAACUGGAAUACAAGUGAUCUUACAGCUAGAUUAUCUUGGAUCAACUGGGAAAAUCUUGGAGUGAGUCCUAACAGACGCAGCGCUCUCACUUCUCUAGCACUGUCUUCAGAUAAUAUUAAUCAUUAAUUAUGUUUUCUAGUUUUCAUAUGUUAUGUGCAAUACUAAAAUAAUAAUUAGUAUUUGUUGUUGUUUCAAAUAUUAUCUGUUAUUAAAAAAUGU
Molecule: messenger RNA, 1222 nt
Organism: Zophobas morio
Lineage: Eukaryota; Metazoa; Arthropoda; Insecta; Coleoptera; Tenebrionidae
Gene: Fer2
Product: helix-loop-helix protein 13
Exons: 5
Coding region: 485-1129 (214 amino acids)
Biological process (GO): developmental process; regulation of transcription by RNA polymerase II
Molecular function (GO): protein dimerization activity; RNA polymerase II transcription regulatory region sequence-specific DNA binding; DNA-binding transcription factor activity, RNA polymerase II-specific
Source: RefSeq, a predicted model, not a curated record